This is a messenger RNA of Pungitius pungitius (ninespine stickleback), 6416 nucleotides long. RefSeq names its product melanopsin-A-like. The coding region runs from base 5008 to 6285 and encodes 425 amino acids. The transcript has 11 exons. Gene Ontology annotation, cellular component: plasma membrane. NCBI's taxonomy places the organism in Eukaryota, Metazoa, Chordata, Actinopteri, Perciformes, Gasterosteidae. Gene Ontology annotation, molecular function: G protein-coupled photoreceptor activity. The record is from RefSeq and is a predicted model, not a curated record. Gene Ontology annotation, biological process: phototransduction; cellular response to light stimulus; G protein-coupled receptor signaling pathway.
UGAAUGUAGAUACAAGUUUCAACUACAAAAAACCUUAAACUGGGUCAUUGAAGUCAAUUAGCAUGACAUGACCCACCCUGGCCUGAACAGGAAUAAGACAGAGAGGAAGGGGGGGGGGGAUUCGUGCCACACAGAGUUGUAUUGUUUCGUCCUUUGUAUUGGUUGCUUUGUUUGUAUAAUGUUACUGUUACGUAAGCCCAAACCAAGAUGGUGAUCCUCUUAAUAUGGGCGGGAACAAUCUGCCGUGGGACCAGUCAUUUUGUGGUUCUUGCAGCUCUGAGGGCUGCGCUGUUAUGGACACACACUUUGCAUAAUGUGUUUGUUAGAGAGCUCAGUGAGAAUGGAAGAAUUUUAAAUGGUUCGACAUGGUGAAAACCUAAACUCACAAGUCUGUGUGUGUGUGUGUGAUGUGAGGAAUUGUCCAAAGUAAAUUAUUAAUUGCUAUUAAGGAGGCAAAUAUGCAGAGAGCAUUUUACCCUGAAUGCACAGUGGUCCAGCCUGAAGAAGGCGAUACACUUUCCAGUAACCAAUCACAUCUUUCUAUAGGGCAAAAAAUUGUAAAUCUCAGAAUUAAAUUUGAUCUGCCAUCUCUAAGAGUUUCCUUAUUUGAACAUUUACCACACCAAAGGUGGGAUAACGUGAUCAAGUUUAAGGCCGUAAGGCUGUAUGGAGCAUUAAACAGCAUUAGAGAGCAUUAGCAAAAUAUUAUUGUUGACUACGGAAUAAUCCGUUAUAUAAGUGGUGAGUUGGGUUACAGGGGCUUGGGUUAGUGUGUCGUAAUAACCAAAAACCUAAAAGAAAGCCCAAAGGAAAGCAGAGGUGUGCAGCAAGGAGAACGAAAGGAGGGUUUGGAAGCAUAAAAGCGGGGCAUCACAAGACAUCGCUCUUCCCUCCAGAAUGAACAAAACUGGGAGAUCGUCACACUUAAAUCCUGCAACAUCUCAACCAUUCUUCACCGCCCACAGGGUACAGCACACUCGGCUAAAUGUCAUCUUGUGCAGAGGGUAAGGGAUUGCUUAAUUGUUCACCCACGAGCAGUUAGAAUCACAAGCAAAACGUGCUCAACAGCCCAGUUCUCUUUCUGGAGCAGCUCUGCCCUCCAGUUGUACUUUCCCCAGAGAUCAUGAGACGUUAGUGUGUAAUGACGUCUGUCCUGUGACAGAACUGGAUAGUCCUUUGCAUGAUGCUCUAUUGUAGAUCACACCAGAUGUAUGAAAGUUAUUGACACAUUCCAAUUUUAAUAGUUUUUUAUAGUACAUUUUUUAAGUACAUAUAAGCCCUCCUGGGCUGUCUCGCUGCACAUACUGAGGCAGUUGUUAUGGAUACAGUUGCUAUGGAAUGUAGCCUAGCAGGCUAAGGUUAUUUACUUUUUUUUAUUGCUAUUGUGUUCUAUUGAUUUCAAUCAUUCUGAUUUUUUUAUUUUACACCUAUUUUCAUAAUGGAACGUUUUGUGCAAUCACUGAACAAACUUUCAGGCUUUGAUAGUUCCUCUACCUUCUGCCGUCCCGAGAGUUUUGGAGAGAUGUUUGCGGCGAAUUGUGAAGUAACACUUUUAGCAUUUAGGCUGCAGGGUAUUCACACCCAGGAUCAACUCCCCAAAGAAUACGACCCCCUGUUGUUAUCAAACCUCAUCAGACAGAACUGAUCAAAUUUAUUUUUGGUGACAAUGGAUUGGUUGCUGCGUCCGAGGUAGCUGGUAGACAAACUUCUCUGCUAAUGAAGCGGAGCAAAGGCGGUCACCGGGCUGUUGAUGGUAAUUCUUUGUUGAAGGCCAAUGCGGCAUGUCUUAGCUUGCGCCCAAAGGGUUUAAACGUCGAACUACACUCUGCUUACCAGCCUCUUGAGAGUGUCACCAUCCAGCACCGUCUUUUCUUUAAUGAAUGGUUGUGAUGUUGAGUCAUGGUUGCUCAUGGUACACUGUGUUUUCAGUAGACGACAGGACGUUGCAGGGCCAUCAAUGGGGAUUAAUAAUGACGGGCACGUUCAUGCAUCGUUUCAGGCCACUAGCAGGCGCAGAGGGCAGAGUCGUGGCACUUCUGCGUUUGGUGUGAGCUCGGCUUCAAGCAGCUCUGGUCCUCAUUUAGCAAUAUCAGGUGGAUUUGUUUUUCUGGCGACCCGCUCCCCAUAAUUAGAACACCCAGGAGGUUAACAUUCACUUUAAAUGUUAGCAUUUUGCAGAAGGUUUUAGGUUUAGGUGUAGGAAAGUGCAGCCCCCCCCCCUCCCGUAGAGGGCCACGAGGGGCAGUGACACAAGAGGAGGAGGGGGGGGGAUGUUUUAAUAAGAUUGGAGAGAGCCUUUUUAAAACAACCUUAAGGUGUUUAAUAUUUAAAAAAUCUGAAGACAGACUGUCCCCAAAGUUUGUUUGGUUCACAACGGUGAUUAUGAAGCAUUACUUUUGUUGUUUUCAUGAGCCGUUGGCCUUUGUGGUGGCAUAGGGUUUGUGUUCGAUCCAUUUGAACUUUGACCUUUUCAUCUUAUUGGACCUCAACACUGACGUUGUUCCUGUCGGCUUGGGGAAAGGGGGGAGUUGGGAAUGGAGUCAGGACUAGGGUGGGAGUUGGGAUGAGGGUUAGGUCUUGGUUUGACCUAAUAUAAAAAAUAUAUUUAUAUAAAUUAAAGAAAUAUAUUUAAAGAAAUGUAAGCAAUCAAAGCAAUGCUCAGAUGUUUGUAGGUAAAAUAUUUAAUUUUCUUUAAAGAUAUAAAAACCAUAAAAGCAAAAAAAAAACUAAAAAUUAAAAGGCAGCAAGAAAACAUGAGGAUGCAAUCAGCGCAUUCCUAACGUUUCAGCCCAACAGCCUUCAGAGGAAUACAUGACAAACAGGAGUAUGUGUAGAAGAGAGAAGGAGGAGGAGUUUGAGAAAGAGCUUCUGGUUGGUUUAAAACCUUCACCCCACCUGUAUUGAUCACUUCAACUGAUGUUUUGCAUUUUUCCCUGUGUGUGGAGAGAGCAUUAAAAACAAAUACAAAGGCAGUAUGAGAGGGAAAAGUGCUCCAUUGAUUCCUUGAAGUUAAACAAACAAACAAAGAAAAAAUGUCCAGUUCUGUCUGUGCACACAUGACACACCGAAAGGCAUCCCCGGAGCAGAGAUUGGACGAGCAGAGAUUGGACGAGAGAAAGAAACCACUUCUUUACCACCCUCACUUUUUUCCCACCGCUCACUUUUCAUCAACCACCCGACCUGGAAUGGAUUCCGGGCGCCCGUUUGGACCAGUGGUGCCUACACCCUGGAACAUCAGCUCCAUCAGUCCGCACCGGCUCAUGGAAGUGUCUCCCGUCUCAACAGCUGUAAGUAUCAGCCGACUUGAUUUUUGUUGUUCAUUUGUUGGUUUUGUUUUGGUCUGUUUGAAAUGAAUACCCCUCGUGAGAGCGUCUACGCGUCGCAACAUGCGUAACGGCAAAAACAUCCGAUCCACCUAAAAACGAACUUGUCAGGUGUGCGUUAUUUUGCCAUGUUCAUUCCUUUGUUACAUCAUUUGAGCAAUACCGUAUGUGGUAGGUGUGGUUGUGCUUGAUGAUGAAUGAAGGAAUCCCACGCGCUCCAUUCGUUCACUACCGGAACUGGAUGCGGGCGGGCGGGCGUAAAAAGCGUCACCCGUCAUCUCUGGGGUUUCCACUGCUUGUAAAAAUGUGUAUUUAUGUAUUUAUAUACUUCAUCUAUGUGGUGAAAGUGCACAUCGUAUAUUUUGCAACAACGUCUGUGCACACGUCUCAAAUGAGAUUCGUGCGUUACGAAUUGAGAAUUUUUCGCACAAAAUAGCGGUUAUGUAGAUGAAUUUAAUCACAGCGUAUGCUCCAACAAUCUUAAACGUAAACAUGUCCUAAUCCUAAUUUACCGCAAGUUGCAGAAAAUGGUAGAAAAAAGCACAAAGACAUUUACCUGGGUUGGAUGCUGUUUUGAAUUGUUGGUUAGUCCCAAUAUUGCUUAAUCUAAAGCUUUGUAACCAUGCAAACUGUGACAUCACUGACACCCCCAUUCAAUCUCCCCCACUCACCUUAGAAGGAUUUGUGUUGAGAAUAAUUUCAUAGCCUCCAUCUCUGCGAGAAUAGGUGAUUUAUUCCCCUCUGUACUGUAUGUACAACAUAUUGAAAAGAGAGUAGUGAAUGAACUAUUCCCAGAGGGUCCCAUUGUUUCAGAGAGAAACAGCUCUUUGCAAGACACAAUGGUGCAACUCAUGGUAAAUCUUCAACAAGUGUGAAUGGUUCGGCUUGCACUGUGAGGUGUUUCUCUGUGAUCCGUCCUUUGUUUGCUCAGCAGUUGAUUCAAUUGUUAGCUGGUAAUCGCAAACACUUACCGGCCAACUUGCUCGUAAUGUGUAGCAGGUGAUCAAUUAUGCACACUGUAAAAAAAAACGUUAAAAAGUCAAAUGACUGGCAGCAGCGGCUGCCAAACAAAAACCGUAAAAUUAAGGUCAAAUAACUUAACUCAAAUUAAGUGCGAAAACCCAUAAAUUUACAGGAAUUUUCCUUAACAACUUUACAGAGAAACAAAUUUAUUUUAAAGAUUUUCUCUGUAUUAUUACGAUCAAUAAAGUGAUAUCACUACAGAGCCACAAACCUCCUUUUGUGGCUUUGUAGUCCAUGAUUAUUUCUGGUUUCUGAUGCUGCAGGCCACAGAUUCUUCCAUCCCUGUGCAGGGACGUGUCAGUCGUGUAGACAAACUUAGACAAGUUGAUGGGCCUGUUCUUUGUAGGCAGCAAUUUAGGAGGGAGCUCAGACCGUUUUUCUUUUCAUCGUUCCCACCAUGGUCAGCUUCCUCUUUAGGAGCUUCUGUUCCAGCUUGUACGAUGUAAAUUUUUUUAUCCCAUGUGAUUUUAUGUCGACUGAGUCUCUGAGCCAUGUCCAGGACAACUCUCAUCCCUUGACCCACACUUAGAGCAGGCCCAGACAUGAGGAGGACAGACUCAAGGUUUCCGUUGCUCCGGCCUACAUAUUUCCAACAGUAGACGUUCCAGAUCACGCUCACUACACCAUCGGUGUUGUCAUCCUGGUCGUGGGCAUCACAGGCAUGCUGGGAAACUUCCUAGUUAUAUAUGCUUUCUGCAGGAGCCGGAGCUUGCGGACGCCAUCAAACAUUUUCAUUAUCAACCUUGCAGUCACAGACUUCCUCAUGUGUCUUACUCAAGCACCUGUCUUCUUUAUCAACAGCAUGCACAAGCGAUGGAUCUUUGGAAAAAAAGGGUGUGAGAUUUAUGCCUUCUGCGGAGCGCUGUUUGGUAUCUGCAGUAUGAUGACACUGAUGGUUAUUGCGGUGGACCGCUACGUGGUGAUCACCAGGCCUCUGGCCUCCCUCGGCUUGAUGUCUCGCAGGAAAGCCCUGGGAAUCCUGGCCGCUGCCUGGGUCUACUCCGCAGGGUGGAGCCUUCCUCCCUUCUUCGGCUGGAGCGCUUAUGUUCCAGAGGGCCUGAUGACCUCUUGCUCCUGGGACUACAUGACGUUCACCCCGUCCGUCCGCUCCUACACCAUGCUGCUCUUCACCUUUGUCUUCUUCAUCCCCCUCUUCAUCAUCAUCUUCAGCUACUGCUGCAUUUUCAGAGCCAUCCGGCACACAACGCGAGCAAUAACAAAGAUUAACUGCCAGGGAAAAAGAGACUCAGCAAAGAGGUUCCAUAAGAUGAAGACUGAAUGGAAGAUGGCCAAGAUUGCGCUCAUCGUCAUCCUGCUAUUCGUCAUCUCUUGGGCUCCUUACUCCUGUGCGGCCCUCACAGCAUUCGCUGGCUAUGCCGAUUUUUUUACUCCCUACAUGAACUCUGUUCCUGCUGUGAUAGCCAAAGCAUCGGCGAUCCACAACCCCAUCAUAUACGCCUUAACACAUCCUAAAUACAGGUCAGCCCUGGGCAGGUACAUCCCCUACCUUGGGGUAUUGUUGUGCGUUACUGGCAGAGGCCGUUUCAGCAGCAGCAGUUUCCGUUCAACGCGCCAAUCAGAAAGCAAAAGCAAGCCCCGCAACUCCUUCCAGUCUGAGAGCGAAUCAGCCCACUUCUCGGACACGGAGGAGGAAUGCCCCUCCCGGACGCCUGGCGGUCGUCAGAUGUCCGGCAAUGUUAAGCAGAUCCGCCAUUGCAGCCAGAGGACAAAGACUGUGAAUGAACCUGAAGACAUCUCCAUGUCGGACAUCAGCCUGAAGCCAACCACUCAUCUUCCUGCUACUUUGGACACCGGGAUGGAAGAGUCUCGGCCAAGGACUUCAUGUAAGACAACGGAACCUGUCAUUGUCACCUCCAUGUCCAGCCCGUCUGUAUUGCAGAGCCCCUCGGGUUUCCCUGGCAACCAAGGAGAAUGUUGACAUAGAGAGCCCUGCAGACCACAGCACUAAACAGGUGGAGGAAUGUGUGUAUGGUUUAAUAUUUCCUUUCAUGGGGAUUUUUAUGUACAUGUGUGCUUGUGCUGGUAACUUAAUUAUUGUUUGCAUACAGA